AUGUACCGUCCUGACAAGGAUCUCACAUCAGGGAUGCUGUCGUCACAGUCACCAUCACAAAUGCCGGCGUUUGGUGGCAACACAAAUUUUAUCAGUCAAGGUACACUACCGUUACCACAGAGGGCAAUAGGUGGCAACCAUUUCCGCAGCGGUAAUAGCACUGGUCACAUAACACCCACAAGUUUGAAUGCUGGCUUCCAAAUUGGACUCCAGCACCAACAGCAGCCGCAGCAGCAACAGCAUUCUCCCAAUAAUCUAGCAGCCAUCGGGCCUCGGAGUGUCCUAGGUGCACAGUCCAACCAGGCAAGCUUGGCCAGUCUACAGAAACGAACAUUCAACUCAGGGCCUAUGCAGAAUUUUGCAUCCAGUUAUGGUUUUGGUGGCACUCGAACAAUGGACUCCCAGCCUGCCAUAGACUUGUCAGAUUUUCCCAUACUCAGCAGCAGAACAUCGACGACACCGAACCCUAUGCCCACAACUCGUAACUACGUGGGGAUGGUGAGCAAGCCUGCACCAGACUCCACCCCAGAGUUCAACAUCACACAGGAGGAGUUCCCUGCCCUUCCUGGCUCGCAAAAUCCCCCAGCACAGUCCGGGGAAUUGAGAAAUGGCAAUGGUGCGACAGUAGGUGCUGACCUUUUAUCCAACAGAGAUGGGUUCAAGGAUGGGAAACAGCUCAUGCAGACGAAAAGAGGAAUACAGACACAUCCUGAUGGUAUGAUAUCAAAUAUACCCCCUGGUAUGGUGAUGGACCAGUUUGGAAUUGUAGGCCUGUUGUCUUUCAUUCGUGCAGCAGAUCAGGAUGCGAACAUGGUAGCCCUUGCGCCAGGCAUUGACCUCACAACGUUGGGGUUAAAUCUCAACUCUCCAGAAAACUUGUACAGCAUGUUUCAGUCACCAUUUGCAGAAACAGCGUGCAGGCCACAAGAUAUAGAUUACCAUGUUCCAGCUGAGUAUUUGACCAACAUGUUCAUUAGGGAAAAGCUGGCACCUAUCAAGUUGAACCGAUACAAUGAUGACCUGCUGUUCUACUUGUUCUACACAAAUGGAGGCGAUGUUCUACAGCUGGCAGCUGCUGCUGAGCUGUACAACCGUGACUGGAGAUAUCACAAGGAAGAGAGGGUGUGGCUGACAAGAGCGCCAAAUUGUGAGGUCUACAACAAAACAGCAACAUCAGAGCGGUGCACCUAUAUUUUCUUUGACGCUACUCUGUGGCGGAAAACAACAAAAGACUUUUACCUGGAGUACGACAAGCUGGAAGAGAGGCCAGCGAUACCAAACUAUAACCUUAUCCAGGUUGGGGGUGUUGGACACUAA
Molecule: messenger RNA, 1317 nt
Organism: Candidula unifasciata
Lineage: Eukaryota; Metazoa; Mollusca; Gastropoda; Stylommatophora; Geomitridae
Source: the annotation of a GenBank genome assembly